Molecule: messenger RNA, 1567 nt
Organism: Galeopterus variegatus (Sunda flying lemur)
Lineage: Eukaryota; Metazoa; Chordata; Mammalia; Dermoptera; Cynocephalidae
Product: lysine-specific demethylase 4C-like
Exons: 5
Coding region: 1-654 (217 amino acids)
Biological process (GO): chromatin remodeling
Cellular component (GO): nucleus
Molecular function (GO): histone H3K36 demethylase activity; histone H3K9 demethylase activity
Source: RefSeq, a predicted model, not a curated record
AUGGAUGAGGAGCAAUGUGAGAGAGUCCUGCUUAUCAAAUGCCAUGUGCCAACUAGUAAAUGUGGAGCGAAAGCUGUAGCAGGAAAAACCAGCAAGUCCAAGGCUUCUGAGAAGGCCAUCUCCGUGGGUCAGACGGUCAUUACAAAGCAUCGGAAUACACGGUAUUACAGCUGCAGAGUGAUCGCUGUGACAUCGCAAACCUUCUAUGAGGUCAUGUUUGAUGAUGGCUCCUUCAGCAGAGACACAUUUCCGGAGGAUAUUGUGAGCCGAGACUGUGUGAAGCUGGGCCCUCCUGCCGAAGGAGAAGUCGUCCAAGUCAAGUGGCCUGAUGGCAAACUCUAUGGGGCAAAGUACUUUGGAUCAAAUGUUGCCCACAUGUACCAGGUUGAAUUUGAAGAUGGAUCCCAGAUAGCAAUGAAGAGAGAGGACAUCUACACCUUAGAUGAAGAGUUACCCAAGAGAGUGAAAGCUCGUUUUUCCACAGCCUCUGAUAUGCGGUUUGAAGACACAUUUUAUGGCGCCCACAUAAUCCAAGGGGAGCGGAAGAGACAAAGAGUGCUGAGCUCCAGGUUUAAGAAUGAAUAUGUGGAUGACCCUGUGUACCGCACUUUUUUGAAGAGCUCUUUCCAGAAGAAGUGUCAGAAGAGACAGUAGUCUCCAUACACCACUGCAGGCCACAGAGCAGCUUGGGCCAGAAGAGGGAAGAUGAAGGGACAGCUCUCGGGCUCUGCCAUGUGUUUCGCUGGGGUACGUCACAGGGUGUGUCUCUGACAGCGGUAAAUCAGGCUUCCAGAGUGUGGCCACCAAAAAUACAAAACACACAUGUUAUUAAUUGAACACAGCAAACUGAAGUCAUCCUCUAGUCUUGCUUCACUUGUGAGCAAUUGUCUUCUGUGAUCCCAAAGACUUUUUCUAAGGAAAAGGAAAUAAUAGUGAAUCACACACUAGAAAAAGCCACUGCCAGAGAGGAGGUGGGUCCCCACGUAUGGCUUCGGCCCUUUGUCAGGAAACACAUGGAGACUUCUCCCCCAGCUUCAGCAGGCGACAGCCUCCUUACCAGGUGGGAGGGUGAUAAUUUAUGUAUUUUCCACAGUCAGGGAAGGACUCUCACUUAUUUGUUUUAAAUGGCAGUUUUUAUAAAACAUUUCUAAAACACAAAUGGCAUGUAUGGUAAUGAGAUUUACCCCGUGUGUUAUCUGUAUUUCCCGUACAGAACUUUUACAUUUUUUUAUAUUCCUAUUACUUUUGAUUGUGUCUGAUGAGAACUGAGUUGUUGGCCUUUGUGAAAUGAAAUUUUUGGCUCUUGAAGAAUUCUUACGAAUUGUACGUUAAUUUUAUAUAUUUAAAGAGGGAGAUCUGGGGCUGUUAUUUUUAAAUACUUCUUUUUCAUAAUACUCUGAGUAGAUAUUUAUAAAAAUAUGUUUCUUUCAUUAUGUGUUUGUAAAAUUAGAGUUUAAAUAAAUAUGCUUUGAUGCAUAGUUUUGAACUAAUGUAACAUGAUUUUUCUUUUUUAAAACAGCCUGAAAAUGUACUAGUGUUUGAAAAUAAAGAUUUCCAUUUUCUCCGA